GCAGCCUGGCAAAGAGAUGCUCUAAUCCUAAGUGCUCUGGAGGCUGAGGCAGGACUGCUGUAUGUUCAAAGCCAGCCUGGGAUACCAGCUGAAAAUAAGUAUGCAGGAGGAAACCCAGUCUGUGUGCGCCCAACUCCCAAGUGGCAAAAAGGCAUCGGGGAAUUCUUCAGGCUGUCUCCUAAAGAUUCUAAGAAAGAGAACCAGAUUCCUGUAGAAGCAGGAAGCAGUGGCUUAGGAAAAACAAAGAGAAAAGCGUGUCCUUUGCAACCUGAUCACAGAGAUGAUGAAAAUGAAUAGAACUUACUCAUCUGAUAAUGUCUUCAGUUUCCUUACAUAUUCUAGGAUGUAAAUUUGGUUAAACAAGUUUGUCCAGUUGGGUUGUUAAUGAAAAAUAAUGAGGCUAGAAUUUAGCCAUUCAAAAGAAGCCAGCUAUAAAAGAGGAGAAUUUUCAUAGUUUGUAAGUUUGAAUUGCAUACUUGAAUUUAUGUCAUAUGGUUCUUCUUUUACCUGUUAAGCUUCUUCCUAAGAUCAACAUUACCUGGUGCUGUAAUUACUAACCUACUGUCUUUGUUUAGAUCUUUGUACUGACGCCAUUUUAUGGGCAUUGAUUAUGGAAAUAGUGCCAAAUAAAUGGCAUGUUUGCUUUAAAACUCUGACAGUCUUUUUUACAUUAAAAAUUCCAAUAUUAAGUAUUAUCUCUUGUCAUUUAUCAGAAUGGGUGGGGGAGGCAGAGAUAAAAUGCUGCAGAACUAGUUGUAUAUCUUUUAAAGAAAACGUUAGCUGGAUGUGGUGUUGCACACCCGUGGUCUCAGCACCCAGGAGGCAAAGCCAGGUGGACCCCUGAGUCUCAGGCUAUAGCGGGAGUUCCAGGUCAGCCAGGCCUACACAGAGAAGCUCUGUUUUGAAAACACAAACAGAAAGAAAAGAAAAAGUUAAAGAACAUUUUGUCUUGAGGACUUAACUUGUUGGUAAUCAAGAGGUAAAGUACUAACAGGAUCAGGGAAAAUGACUCCAUCGAUACAUUACAAGAGGAAACGUUGCACAUACAUUCAGUUCAGUAUCAUAAAAUAGCACU
Molecule: messenger RNA, 1075 nt
Organism: Arvicanthis niloticus (Nile rat)
Lineage: Eukaryota; Metazoa; Chordata; Mammalia; Rodentia; Muridae
Source: RefSeq, a predicted model, not a curated record